UUGCUAAUGGUAUGUUUUCAUGGUCAACUAUGGGAACUAUGGCGGUUGGCGGACGUCUGCGCCCUCGGAGUGCUUUAUUAGUUCUUAUAUAAUUACGUGUGUGAUUUCUAUAUGGAUUAUUUGGCCUUUAAGUGAGAUCGACUUCCAAAGUAGUGUCAGUGUAGGCUGUGCAAUGCUCUUCCUGCACCACAGGCAAGCAGUAAUACACUUAGGAACAUAUCGUGCAUAUCCCGUGGGGACGUCAGUGCUGUGUUUGUGUGCGUAAGAUGAUGGAGUGUGAGUGUGCUAAAGUAUGCAUGAGUAGACCCAGAGCACAUUUGUGGAACAUCAAGGCAAGCUGAUCGGCUGUGCAGCGGAGCAAGAAGGAAAGAAGGACAGUUAAGGAGGCCCAAAAUGAAGGAAGCAAAAAACGCCACGGACGAGUCCAAGGCAUGCAAAGCACGGAUGUGGAGGCUGUUCCCUCACCUCAUGUUGUGUCUGUCGCUGGUCUUUUAUGCCGUGCUGGGAGCACUUUUGUUCCAAUACAUUGAAGGAGGGAGCACGUCCCCCACCAAGGUGGAAUACCAUGACUUCUUGGGACACAUCAUCCGGCGCGUACAGAACCUCACCAAUAACGCCUCCUACACCCACCGAAAUAUUGUGGAGGAACUGGAGCACACGAUGCAAGAUCAAUUCAAAACCACAUGGCUGCAGCUACCUGAGAAGUGGACCUUUGCUGGCUCCCUGUUCUUCUGCUGCACCGUCUUCACAACAGUUGGUUACGGACACAUCUAUCCAGUCACCCUGUCUGGUAAAGUGGCGUGUGUGUUGUAUGCCAUGGUGGGCAUUCCUCUGAUGCUUUUAGUCAUCCUGGACGUUGGAGACUUCCUGGCUAUGCUGAUGUACAGAGCAUAUGUUAGCAUUCAUGCCUUCUUCAAAGUCCUCUGCUCCCACACUUGGCCUUCGCUGAGGGCUCGUAUGAAAGCGAGUGAUUCAAGCCAGUGGACCGUGGAAGACGGUGUCACCGUUUUCAGCCGUGAUGUCGUGGUCCGGGAACUGCUGGACAUGCGGCAAGUGUUGCAGAGUCAAGUGGAUGUGAAGCACAAUUCCAUGCAGCUCCAAAAUAAUAAAGAGAUCUUUGAGAAGAUACUUGCCAGGGAGAAUCUACUUCGAAAGAGCCCCCUUCUGAGGAGCCUCUCCUGUCCAGAACUGAACCGUCUGCCGCCACUUCCCACAGGAUUUGCCAUCUGGGACUUCACAGGGUUGGGGGAUAGUAUGGAACAGCUGAAGGUACCAUUUGUGCUCAUUCUUUUCAUCGUCUUUGCUUACAUUCUACUUGGAGGUUUGAUCAUGCCAAUGUGGGAGAAAGAAUUCACAGGGUUUGAUCCUUACUACUUUUGUUUCAUCACGCUCACCACUAUCGGCUUUGGAGACUUGGUACCUCAUCAUCCCAAGUAUUUCAUGCUCACCUCGCUCUUCAUCAUCGCGGGGAUGGCCAUCAUGUCCAUGGCGUUUAAGCUAAGCCAGACAAGGAUUGUAAGCUGCUACCGCAAGUGCAUCAAGAUCAUCGGCAAGGGAAACGAUGAGACGACGACAAAGUGACCAUGCAUGGUUCCAAACAUACGUUAUGUGGAUGAUUUCUUUGUUGCAACAGUGCAUCUUGACAAUAAUCUCAGGGCUUUGACUCACAACUGGACUGUUCAGGUUUCACAUCUCAUCCAAACAGCUUUGAUUAAAUUCCUUCCCGCCUAUAACGGCUCAUUUGGGGUACUAGACAUGCAUGAAAAAUCAACAAAAUUUCGGAUGCGUCAGGACCAGCCAAUAUUUGAUAUUUUGGUGAUCCGGAACCUGGUAGUAACAGCUGCAUGGCUGCAUGAGUGACUCUGGUUCCUGGAACAUGUUCUGGUUGUGACAUCACAGCCUAAAUGGCGUCGGUUCAGAAAACUCCCUGUCAAAAUCCCCACUUCAUUUCACACCUAUUUCAUAGCUAUUUAUCUAUGACAGCAGUGUGACAAAAAUGCUUUAUUGAGUACUUUGAUUUUGUUACUGUUGUUUUCAAACUUUUGUUGGUGUCGUGAGCACUUUAAGGCUUUUACCUUCUGUGAAGAUGUGACUGUUCCCAAAGACACGAUGCGGCAGUAAGAUCGACCUCCACCACCUUCCUGUUUUCAUUCACAUCAUGUCUUCAGUGAAGGUAAAAGUAUCCUUAAAAGGUCCCUGGCAUGGUACAUGAUUCAUCAACAUUGCAUAAAUAUGUUGUAUAUUGUUUGUAAUUAUGUUCUACAUUGUUGGAUUUUCGAAAGCAAACUGUAAAUUUGCAAAAAUCACGAUGCCAUGACGAGCUACCUCUCGCUGAUGCCAUCGGGGUACUAUCACUCAGGUGCACAAACAUUGGUACGUACGAGACGGAGGAUGUUUACAGUGAUUAUAGCCAAGAUUUCAGUUAACAGUUUUCAAUGAGGCAGAAAUAUUUGGAGAUUAAAAGGAGAACUUGCAGUACAUGGACUAAAGCCUUAAGACAUGGAGGAGAUUGGUCGCCUUCAAAACACAGAAUGGUAAGUGUAAAUUACUCUGGUGUUGCUCAUCCUUCAGUUAACCGGCUUCUUAAUGAGUGUAAAGUGUUUUUUAUAGCCUUUUUGAUUGUAUAUGUGGAUAAAUGUUUGCUGCCAU
Messenger RNA from Dunckerocampus dactyliophorus (ringed pipefish), 2649 nucleotides. RefSeq names its product potassium channel, subfamily K, member 18 (gene kcnk18). Gene Ontology annotation, molecular function: potassium ion leak channel activity. The record is from RefSeq and is a predicted model, not a curated record. The transcript is spliced from 3 exons. Gene Ontology annotation, cellular component: membrane. Bases 394 to 1581 code for a protein of 395 amino acids. Gene Ontology annotation, biological process: potassium ion transmembrane transport; stabilization of membrane potential. NCBI's taxonomy places the organism in Eukaryota, Metazoa, Chordata, Actinopteri, Syngnathiformes, Syngnathidae.